Messenger RNA from Mizuhopecten yessoensis (Yesso scallop), 3832 nucleotides. RefSeq names its product leucine-zipper-like transcriptional regulator 1. The coding region runs from base 149 to 2446 and encodes 765 amino acids. The transcript has 20 exons. Gene Ontology annotation, molecular function: protein binding. The record is from RefSeq and is a predicted model, not a curated record. Gene Ontology annotation, cellular component: Golgi apparatus. Lineage: Eukaryota; Metazoa; Mollusca; Bivalvia; Pectinida; Pectinidae.
UGUCUGAUGCAUUUCCUGUUUAUGUUGAGGUUUUAUGAUUGUUGCUGCGGAACCUGAAAAGACCAGUAUCAUGGGGAAGCCAAAUGUUCAGUAACGGCAAAAAAUGAAACUGAAGUUUCUUCUGUUUUGAUAUUUUUUGUCUGAUAUUAUGGCGACAGCCCGACCCCCCGAGAUUGAGUUUGACCACCUGUGGACAGAGGGGGCCGAGUGCCUGACGUUAGAUUUUGGUCCUUUCGAGACAGUUCAUAGAUGGCGGCGGAUGCCGGAGUGUGACGAGUUUGUUGGAGCCAGACGAAGCAAACAUACAGUGGUUGCUUACAAAGAAGCCAUCUAUGUGUUUGGAGGUGAUAAUGGAAAGAAUAUGCUCAAUGAUUUGUUACGAUUUGAUGUGAAAGACAAGUCCUGGGGAAGGGCCUUCACCACCGGGUGUCCCCCAGCCCCGCGCUAUCACCACUCCGCAGUUGUCCAUGAGGGCAGCAUGUUUGUUUUUGGUGGAUACACCGGGGACAUUCAUUCCAACCUAAAUCUCACCAACAAGAAUGACCUAUUUGAGUACCGCUUCGCCACGGGACAGUGGGUGGAGUGGAAAUUUGAAGGUCGGUGUCCAGUCGCUCGAGCUGCCCACGGUGCUGCCAUCUAUGAUUGGAAACUGUGGAUAUUUGCAGGUUAUGACGGGAACGCAAGACUUAAUGAUAUGUGGACAAUCCCACUGACAGAGACUGCCAAAAGCUGGGAGGAGGUUAAUCAGACAGGUGACAUACCCCCGACUUGCUGUAACUUUGCCCUCGCUGUAGCCCGUGACUCAAUGUACGUGUUCUCUGGACAAAGUGGUGCCAAGAUCACCAACAAUCUCUUCCAGUUCAAGUUUGAUGACAAAGAAUGGACUAGAAUCUCGACUGACCACAUCCUGCGCGGAGCUCCGCCCCCUCCUGAGAAGCGGUAUGGUCAUACCAUGGUGGCGUUUGACCGCCACCUCUACGUGUUUGGAGGAGCUACAGGACAGACACUCCCCAACGAGUUACACUGCUUUGACUUGGAUUCCCAGACAUGGUCGGUGGUCGAUCCCUCCAAUGACAGUCAGGUUCCUGCGGGUCGGCUGUUUCAUGCUGCGUCUGUGGUGUCCGACUCUAUGUAUGUGUUUGGAGGGACUGUCGACAACAAUGUCAGAAGUGGGGAGAUGUACAGAUUCCAGUUUUCCAGUUACCCCAAAUGUACCCUGCAUGAUGACUAUGGACGGCUACUGGACAGCCGGCAGUUCACGGAUAUAGACUUCAUUGUAGGAAAGGAGGAGGAAAUCAUCCCAGCUCACAUCACACUGGUGGCUGCCAGGUCGCUAUGGCUACAAGGAAAAAUUAGAGUUGCCAGGCAACAGAAUUUAUUAGAAGAUGAAACAGAAGAGAACAAAGUGUCUAUACAGGUGAAGCUGCCCGAUGCCGACCCAACAGCCUUUGUCAUGGUGCUAUCCUAUAUCUACACAGACAAGAUUAUGCCUACAGGCGACAGACAGGAACACAGCAGUAACGAGGUGAUCCUACUGAUGAUGGAUGUGUACAGACUCUCCCUACAGUUCAAGAUGAGGCGUUUAGAGGAGCUCUGUGUCCAGUACCUAGAGGCUAGCAUAGGGCACAAGAAUGUGCUUGUAGCACUCCAGAAUGCAUCCAAGCUUAGUUUGGACUUUCUUAAGGAGUACUGCCUCAGGUUCAUUGUUAAGGAGAGUAACUGUAAUAUGAUCGUUAUGAGUAAGGAGUUUGAGGACAUAGACAAACCUCUCAUGGUCGAGAUUAUCCGACGCAAGCUUUCUCAACAGACAUGCGCUCGUAUGAUGCCGGACCCACAACCCGAACAUGUUUAUGAUCACUCCCUAGAGAAGGACCUGGAGAUGUUCCUAAAGGGUAGUGGGGAGGAAUUCUGUGACAUCACACUUCAGCUAGAUGGUGUCCCCAUCAGAGCUCACAAGGCCAUCCUGGCAGCGAGGUGUAGCUACUUUGAAUCUCUGUUUAGAUGGAAACCUAACGAUGAUACCGUCACGAUAGCCAUUGGGGAGAUGGUACCGUCCCGACAGGCGUUCAAUAGCCUGCUACGAUACAUCUACUACGGAGAUGUAAUAAUGCCACCGGAGGACUCGCUCUACCUCUUCCCCGCCCCCUUCUUUUACGGCUUCUCCAAUAAUAGACUACAGGCUUUCUGCAAACACAACCUUGAGAAAAAUGUAACGGUUCAAAACGUUGUACAGAUUCUAGAGGCUGCUGACAAGAUCCAGGCACUAGACAUGAAGAAACAUGCCCUGAAUCUGAUUGUGCACCACUUUACCAAGGUGGCUCGUCUGCCAGAGAUCCGUCGACUCAGUAAAGACCUGCUAUUGGACGUUAUAAAGGCCCUGGCUGAUGAGAAGGGUAACCUGUUGUUGUGUCAGGAUGUUUCCAUCGGUAGUCUUACUGAACUUUGAGUGGUACAUACAGACUAAAUUUAAACUUUACUUUAACACCUUUCAUCAUCCCUUUGUAACUUUAGUAGACUCUACCUUGCAAUGAUCUGGAUUGUUCAAUUAUGGUCCACAGUAGUGAAAGGGUUGAACAAGAAUUUUCAAAAAGUGUUUGCACCAUAAGUAUAUGUUUAACACAUUCACCCCUGAAAACACAUUUGAACUCUACCAAUUCAAAGGUUGGGAUAGUUCAUUAUGAAAUUUCAGGGGUGAAUGAGUUAACUCUAUUUGGUGGAACUCUGUUCAAGUUCAUUAGUUCUGUCACGCAUUCAUGUGUGAACAACACUACAAAUCACAUCUGAGUGUUUCCGAUAUGAUUGUAACAUUAUUUUGAAUCUCUACUGAGCAUGUUCUUAUCAUCAAAAGUUUACCCGCAUUUUAAAGCGCACGUAUUGUGUAUAUAUUAGAGUUAUCCACUUCCUGAUGUGUUGCACAUUGGGAGAGGAAUUUUUCCGCAAUUCUAUGUGUCCGAUUAUAAUUUUGUAACUUUGGCCAGCCUGUUGACCAACUAAUCUUACACCGGUGUAUUUAUCAUGAAUGACAUGAACAACUUGUUUUCAAAUAUAGUGAUGCUAUAAUUAUUAAUUACAUUGACGCUUUUAGAUGUCCUAUUUUCGAUCCAUGCGUCUAUCUAGAAACAUAGUUUGUUGUCAUUUUCAUUUUGGACAAGGAGUAGGGUAUAAACGUCAGAUUCAAUAUAAGGUAAAACUCUAGGCUUAGCUUUUGAAGAGCCUUUCAAUUUUCCCACUAAAGCAAACUCCACUGUAGUAGGUUCAAAAUCAUGCGGUACUUGCCUCAAUUUGCUGUUGUUGUCAGUCCUGUAAUCGUAAUGACUCGAUAAUGCAAGUUUUCGCAAUAUAACCUCUUAGAAGUGUAUUAGCGAGUACUGUAGUAUUUAAAACACAACACAAUAGAAAUUUAGUAAAGUUUUGUCAAUGGGUGAGAUCCAAUGCAAGGCUGUAUCAUAGGACAAAAACUCACUUACCCAAGUUCUUUUUUUAUCUGCAUGUACGGUGUGUGCAUUAUAAAUCGCUAGGUAAUUUGGUCGCAUAUGUACCACUUAAAGGCCAAGACAAUGAAUGAGAAAAACAUUGUCUUGGUAAUUUGUGUUGUGUAUCAAAAUCUAUGGUAGUAUACAUAUACCAAUGCAUGUUGAUCGAGAGGUGUAAGUGGUGAACUAGACGGUCAUACUGCGUCGUAUACGUGUGGAUAAUGUGCCAAUUUAAAUAGGACCAGAUCAUACUUUGUUGAUAGGAUGAAUUGUGUAUUUGUUGCAUCCUAAUUUUCAAAAUGAUGUCCUUACUUUGACACUUUUUCAAAGAUAAAAUGUUAGUUGAAUCGAUUAUAUAU